AUGUUCUUCAGAGCAUCCCUUGGCCUCGCAGCCGCUGCGGCUGUAGUUUCUGCUGCACCGGUGCAGCAGGAGAGCUCUUCUAUCGUUCUUCCCCUGAAGCGUGUCGCCAACUUCUCAUCAAUGAAGAGCAUUGUGCAGAGUGGCGAGGCUAAAAUCAGCAAGAUCAAUUCUGGUAGCAAGCUCACUGCCCGUCAAAGCUCUGGUUCUAUUACCAACGAGGAUGUUACUUACGUGGCGCCAAUCGUCGUGGGAGGAAGAACCUGGGACCUUAUUGUGGACACAGGAUCCUCGAACCUGUGGUGUGGUGCUCAGAGCUCAUGCGAGGCCACAUCGACCGGCAGAGCCACCGGAGGCAAUUUCCAGGUCUCUUACGGCAGUGGCUCUGUCUCUGGCAAAGAGUACACAGACACUGUCUCGUUCGGCGGUCUGACUGUCCGAUCUCAGUCGCUUGGUGCCGCUACAUCAGCUCAGGGUUUCACUGGCGUUGAUGGGAUCAUCGGCUUCGGUCCCGCUGAUUUGACGCAAGGCACUGUCUCCAAUGCAAACACCGUUCCAACAUUCAUGGACAACCUCUACAGCCAAGGCAGCAUUGCAAGAGAAGUGCUCGGCGUGUACUUCCGUCCAGAGUCCGGCAGUGAUACGAAUGACGCCAACGGAGAACUGACUCUCGGUGGGACCGACAGCUCCAAGUACACUGGAAGCAUUCAGUACUUCCCGCAAUUGACAAGUGGUUCAGCUGCUCCAUACUGGGGUAUCUCAAUUGCUAGCUUCACUUACGGAUCCACGACCCUAGCCUCCAACGCCCAGGGCAUUGUGGACACUGGUACAACUCUGAUUUACAUUCCCACCACCGCAUACAACAAGUUCUUGUCUGCUGCCGGAGGCAGAACUGAUAGCAGCUCUGGUCUGGCCAGCUUCACCACCAAGCCGACCGCCAACUUUGGCAUCAAGUUUGGAUCCACCACCUACAAUCUGACCCCUGCGCAAUACCUGGUGCCUACAUCGCAAUACGGCUUCUACGGAUUGUCCUCGGGCAAGUAUUACAGCUGGAUCACCGACGGUGGUAGCUCUGGCGUCAACACUAUCAUCGGCCAAAAGUUCCUCGAGAACUACUACUCCGUCUUUGACACGACCGGCUCGAGAAUUGGAUUCGCUACACGGAACUAG
Molecule: messenger RNA, 1167 nt
Organism: Cercospora beticola
Lineage: Eukaryota; Fungi; Ascomycota; Dothideomycetes; Mycosphaerellales; Mycosphaerellaceae
Biological process (GO): proteolysis
Molecular function (GO): aspartic-type endopeptidase activity
Source: RefSeq, a predicted model, not a curated record